AUGAAGGAAGUGGCUAUUGAACUUGAAGGUUUGAGGAAGAUAACUGGAGUCUCUUGGUCUAAUCAAUAUGGACUCGAAGAGAAUGAUCAGGAUGAAUUAUCAGAUCUAUACACAGUUCCCGUCAACUCCAAUGGAAAUACCCCCAAUUCAGAUGGUUCUCUACUGACAUUAGCCAAUGUCCAAACCAGUACCACUAAUAGCACCAGCAUCACUAUAACAAAACCAGGAUGCCCUAAGCAGUGUGGGAACGUAACGGUUCCAUACCCAUUCGGUAUUGGCUCAUGUUGUGCUUUUGAUUCGGGGUUCGAGGUUGACUGCAACAUUUCUAAAAAACCCCUCAUAGGAAACAAUUUGACUGUGUAUGACAUCUCGGAUGCUGAAUUGCGCAUCUCCAAUGACUUCGGUUGGAGAUGUUACGGCUCCAACGGAGCUGUGAUCGGGGAGUAUAUGGUUUAUAAUACAUUUUCAGAAUCAAGUCCGUAUAGUUUCUCUGCACUGAACAGGUUUAUGGUAGUUGGUUGUGAUGACUACAGUUCCAUGACGGGGCCUAAUGACUUUUGGUAUAGCUGCAAUGCCAGCUGUGUCAGUUCGGGGGAUAUGACAGAAGGAGUGUGUAUGGGAAAAGGCUGCUGCCAGAAACAGAUUCCUAAGGGCUUGAAAUACUAUACCACAGAAAUGUCUAGCACAGGAAACCAUACCGAUGUUUGGUCGUUUAAUUCAUGUGGGUAUGCAUUUUUGGGGGAGGCUGAUAGCUUUCGUUUCCAGGGCUUGCCAGAUCUAGGUGAUGAUCUAAGUGUUGAUUAUUUUUUUGAGAGGCUAAAGGCCACUGUGCCCAUUGUGCUGGACUGGGCCAUCGGAAAUCUUACUUGCACGCAAGCUCGGAAAACAGAGGAUUAUACUUGCACUGAAAAUAGCUACUGCAUUGAUUCCGAUACUAGUCUUGGUGGCUAUCGCUGCAGCUGUAAUCCAGGUUAUCAUGGCAAUCCUUAUCUCAAUCAAGGCUGUCAAGAUAUUGAUGAAUGUGCUGAUCAUCCAAAUAACAGUUUGUGUGAAAAGAUGUGCAUAAAUACUCCAGGAAGUUACAAUUGUUCUUGUCCCCAUGGAUAUACUGGUGACGGCAAAAAGGAUGGUCGUGGUUGUAUUGCUCCCUACCCUAAUCAGUUUCCAUGGAUCAAGUUCUUCACAGGUAUAGGAGCUGUUGGCUUUAUAUCCCUAGUGGUUGUAACAAUUUGGCUCUGUUUCAGAAUAAGGAAAAGGAAAUUGAUUGAAGUCAGGGAGAAAUUCUUCCAACAAAAUGGUGGUUUAUUAUUGAAACACAGAAUCUCCACUAACGACAAUGGUGUGAAAGCAACAAAAAUUUUCACAGCUGAGGAGCUGAAGAAAGCUACAGACAAUUAUGCCCAUGACAGAAUUCUUGGUCGUGGUGGCAAUGCGAUUGUAUAUAGAGGCGUGCUAUGUGAUAAUCACAUAGUUGCAAUUAAAAAAUCUAGAAUUGUGGAUGAGAGCCAAAUUGAGCAGUUUAUCAAUGAGGUGCUUAUUCUCACUCAAAUCAACCAUCGAAACGUGGUGAAGCUCUUCGGGUGUUGUUUGGAAGAUGAAGUUCCUUUAUUGGUUUAUGAGUAUGUAUCUGAAGGAACUCUUUACGAGCACAUUCACAAUCAACGUGGAGGGGGUUGGUUAAAUUGGCAAAAUCGGUUGAGAAUUGCCAUAGAGACAGCCACUGCACUUGCUUACCUUCAUUCAUUUGCCUCCAUGCCUAUAAUUCAUCGCGAUGUCAAGUCUUCCAACAUAUUGUUAGAUGAAUUUUCCACAGCUAAAGUGGCUGAUUUUGGAGCUUCAAGGCUCAUCCCUUUGGAUCAAACACGUGUGGCUACAUUAGUUCAAGGUACAUUUGGGUACUUGGAUCCUGAAUAUUUUUUCAAAAGUCAAUUGACGGAUAAAAGUGAUGUUUACAGCUUUGGAGUAGUUCUGGCAGAACUUCUAACGGGGUUAAAACCAGUUUCUGGAGAUAGAAACGAUGAUCAAAAGAAUUUGGCUGAUUAUUUUGUUUCAUCCAUAGAUAAUAAUCGCUUAUUUCAAAUUCUUGAUCAUCGUGUUUUGCGAGAAGGAAAUCUUGAGCAACUUCAACAGAUGGCUGAGCUAGUGAAGAAUUGUCUUCAAUUGCACGGAGAAGAUAGGCCUACAAUGAAGGAAGUGGCUAUUCAACUUGAAGGUUUGAGGAAGGUAACUGGAGUUUCUUGGUCUAAUCAACAUGUACACGAAGAUAAUGAUUUGUCAGAUCUUUACACAGUUCCAAUGGACGCCUAUGGAAAAAAACCCCAAUUCAGAUAGUUAUCAAUCAUGCAUCCAACAUACAAUCGAAGUUGAUCCAAAAUCCAGGCUACUAAUAAUGGUAGUAUUAGAUUUCUCUUACUGUACUAUCCCUGUUUCGAGAAGUUGGUAUCUUGUAGCCCUGUUUCGAGAAGUUGCCACAAUGACAAUUUUAAACUAUUUUGGCCAGUAUUUGUAGCCCAUAAACUUUUGAAGUAAAUUAUUU
Solanum stenotomum is the source of this 2536-nucleotide messenger RNA. Its product is annotated as wall-associated receptor kinase 2-like. The coding region runs from base 1 to 2331 and encodes 776 amino acids. Gene Ontology annotation, biological process: protein phosphorylation; cell surface receptor signaling pathway. NCBI's taxonomy places the organism in Eukaryota, Viridiplantae, Streptophyta, Magnoliopsida, Solanales, Solanaceae. Gene Ontology annotation, molecular function: protein serine/threonine kinase activity; ATP binding; calcium ion binding. Gene Ontology annotation, cellular component: plasma membrane. The transcript is spliced from 4 exons. The record is from RefSeq and is a predicted model, not a curated record.